AUGAGGGGCGUGUCCGGCGGGGAGAGGAAGCGGGUGAGCAUCGGGCAGGAGAUGCUCGUGAACCCGGGCCUGCUGCUGCUCGACGAGCCCACGUCCGGGCUCGACUCAACCAACGCGUCGAGGCUCGUGUCGACCCUGCGCGGGCUGGCUGACGGGGGGAGGACAGUUGUGAUGACGAUCCACCAGCCGUCUAGUAGGAUCUUCUACGAGUUUGAUAAGGUUCUUUUGUUGUGCGAUGGGAGUCCUCUGUUCUUCGGGCAGGGCUCAGCCGCACUCGGUUAUUUCUCUGGAAUCGGGUUCGCCCCAACGGUCGCCAUGAAUCCUGCUGACUUCUUGUUGGAUCUUGCGAAUGGUAUUUCAACGACUGUGGAUUCGGACGAGGGUCGAGCUGAGAUUCAAAACACGUUGGUGGCGGCUUACGUGACAAAUCUCUCGGGUAGCGUAAAAUCGGAAAUAAAUGGUGCAGAUGAUGGCAGUAGUUUGCAUUUCUCACGAAAGGAGCCAAGUACGCGGUGGCCCAACAAUUGGUGGUUACAAUUCUCAGUGCUGUUUACAAGGGGGAUCAAAGAAAGGAGGCACGACUCGUUUUCUAUUCUCAAGGUCAUUGAGGUUCUUGUCGUAGCUAUCAUGAGCGGUCUAAUCUGGUGGCAAUCCAACACCAGUCACUUACAAGACCAGGUCGGGCUUUUCUUCUUCUACUCGUCGUUUUGGGGCUUCUACCCUUUAUUUCAAGCCAUUUUCACUUUCCCUCAAGAAUGCACGAUACUCUCCAAGGAAAGGUCUUCGGGCAUGUACCGAUUGUCAUCCUACUUCAUGGCUCGGACUCUUGGUGACCUACCGAUGGAGUUAGUCCUUCCCGCCGUAGCCUACACCAUAACGUAUUGGAUGGCGGGUCUCAAGGCCAAAAUAGGAUCCUUUUUAUUGGGCCUACUCGUUCUUUUAUACAGCGUGAUGUGCACUCAAGGGCUCGGUCUUGCCCUUGGUGCAGUCGUCAUGGACUCCAAAUCGGCCAUCACGCUUGGGUCGGUCAUCAUGCUCACGUCCCUAUUGUCCAGCGGCUACUAUGCUCAGCACGUGCCUGGAUUCGUGGGCUGGAUCAAGUACAUCUCGAUUCCUCAAUACACGUACAAGCUACUUUUGGCUUCGCAAUACGCUCCUGGCGAGACAUAUCCUUUUCAAAAUGACAUUUCGGUGCUCAUUUUCGCCGGAAUAGCUGAUGUGGCGCCCAGUCAGAUCGGAAUUUUCAUUCUCGGCGUAAUGUGGCACGAGUUGGGCCCAACUGUUUUUACACAUGGAACAAAAUAA
Striga hermonthica is the source of this 1305-nucleotide messenger RNA. NCBI's taxonomy places the organism in Eukaryota, Viridiplantae, Streptophyta, Magnoliopsida, Lamiales, Orobanchaceae. The record is from the annotation of a GenBank genome assembly.